Molecule: messenger RNA, 2798 nt
Organism: Protopterus annectens (West African lungfish)
Lineage: Eukaryota; Metazoa; Chordata; Ceratodontiformes; Protopteridae
Gene: ERMARD
Product: ER membrane associated RNA degradation
Exons: 19
Coding region: 220-2208 (662 amino acids)
Source: RefSeq, a predicted model, not a curated record
UACCUCAACUGACACUAAUACAGUCUUUUACAGACUUACACUGACAGUUUCGACACGUGCAUAGUAAAUAACGUAAUCAAACAGCGCGCUUCAGAAAACGUUAAAGAAAAGACUCUGGGCUGUCUAUGGCUGUGGAUAAAGGAAUGACAACAGGAAUCAUAUUUUUGGAUUUAGCCAAAGCUCUCCACCUCUAUCUCUCAUUACUAUUUAUAAAGUUUGAUGCUGGCAUCAGAAGAAAUAACAAGCUGUUUGUCUCCAGAUGUGUAUUCCAUGGUUUGUAAGCUUGGGCAAGAGGAAGAAGAAGAUGAGCGUUUGGAUAUUUACACACUCAUAACAGAAGAUGGAAAACUCCUUUGGGUGAAUUUUGCAAAUUAUGUAUGUUACCACUCACCAGAUGGAACUUUGGAUUAUAUAAAAAGUGUGAGACUUCUGAGACCAGCGUGUAAAAUGGUGCACUUACAUUUGAUGUCGAUUACUGCUUGCUUUUUUAAGGAGAAAUAUGAAGUGUGGUUUGAAUGGACAAACAAUACACAGGUGUUUCUUGAAGUGUUUGAUUUACUGAGAAGUAAAGAAGUGACUACACUGAGUCUUGCAUUAAUGAAGUUAACAUCCCUUCUUGAAAGGGCCUUAGGAGACGUGCAUUUACUUGUAAGCAGAGAGUGCCCUUUCUUGCUAAGAGAUCUGCUAGCAUCUCAAGAACUAGCUAAGAUAUUCGGACAGCCUGUGAUGGAUAUCUUUCGAGUAUUCCUGGGUUCUCCCAAGAGCCUCAAUCUUCGCAACAUCUUGUGGCAUGGAUUUGCAGCACCUCAAGAAAUCCCUCCUGAAUAUUGUUCUAUGCUACUUUUUUUCUCUGGAGGACUGGGACAGCUACUAAGCGAUUACCUAGAGAGAACAAGUUCUGAAUUAGUACAUCGCCCGUAUUACAGUUUUACCUGUCUGGAAGAACUCAAUAUUUUUCCUGAUGUAAAUGAUGAAAUCCUUUCUGUGGCUGAAGAACUGAUAAUGAAGUCUAAAUUUGUCCUAAAGAUUAUGCUGCCUUAUUGGAAUGCUGCUCUGAUGGCAUUUAAGCAACACAGGUAUGCAGAUUGUGUCAUUCUACUUCUGCCUCAGAUUGAGACUGGUCUAAGGCUGGUUUUCACUUCACUGAAUAAUUGCCAAGAACGAUUGCUGACUGCAGAGUCCACAACCCUUUACACAACAUUUGAUGAGAUGCUGGCUAAGCAGUUGAAUAAUGGAGACCUCAAUCAGCUUCCCUUAAAACUGGGGGACCCUCUACUGGAAUUUCUUUGGGAUUUUCUGAACCAUCAAGAGGGCCCUCGAGUGCGAGACCACUUGAGCCAUGGUGAAGUGGAUUUGAAGGUUUUUCCCCGAUGUAUAGCCAGUCAGCUAAUUGCAUUUGCCAUGGUACUUCUGCACCAGUUUUGUGCUGAAGAUUCUCAGGAGAAUGCUGUCACUGGAACACUUAAGAAGUGUGCAAGCUGCUAUCGUUCUAGGUUUCAUCCAAUUGGUAGGCUCCGAUAUCAGGUGCUGAACUGUAUUGAGAGCCUUGUUAAAUGGGAUUCCCUUCCUGUUGUACCAGUUGAUGACAUUCAGAGCUCAGUAAGGUUGAAGGACCCUGCAGAUAUCAAGGAAUGCAGCUCUUUGAUGGAUGAAAUUGUUUCUCUGACAUUUUCUUUAAUGCCUGUCAACUUCAGCUGGAAACGAGAGCCAGUGGGUGAAUUAUUAGGAAAUAAGUGGCCGCAAAUAUUGGCUGACCUGUGCAGUACUCAUGUACCAGUGUUAUACUGCCCACGUUCAGUGCUUGAAGUGGUGGUGGUACUCCGUCAGAUAAUCACACAGUGCCAUCUAGUGUCUGAUCAAGUUAUAAGCACAGCUGAAAAUCGACAUGUACAGUGGAUAAAUAAAGCAUUACGUUCUCGUCAGAGACAAAAUUAUUUAAGGAUGCUCACCUGCAUUCAACAUCUGUCACCUGUAUCCAGACUGAUUUUAUUACUGGUUACCAUGGAAAUGUACAAUGUAUAUAAAGUAUGUGAAAAGAGCCCUUCAGAGUGUCUGCAGUAUCUGAAGUUCCUAAAGGCAAUUUUGCAGUAUGUAGAAAAUCUGGUUACAUAUACUAGUCCUGAGAAAAACAAGUGGGAUGAAACAAUGGAACUUACAAAAAAGAUAUUGCUGAAAAUCAAACUAUUCUAUGGCAAACUGACAAUAUAAUGCAAAUGUCAGUGCAAACAAUAAGAUUACUUUGAAAAAACUGCACUUAGAUCUACAUUAUGCCUGUGAUCUACUCCACAUUUUAUUUAUUUGAUUAUGGUUACAAUCCCAAGGUAAUAGGGGUGUUCUUACUUCUCAGUGAAGAAGAUACAGCAAUGUACUAUAAAUGUACCAUUCAGGCUUUGUGAUGGAGACAUAUAUUUGAGUUGUCCAGAUUUUCACCUCAUAUUUUUUAUAUGUUCUGCAUAAAAUUUAUGGUUUUCUGACAAACUUUGAGGACUGAAUUCACUAAAUAAUGACAUAUAUUUCAGUUGCAGACUUCAUAUCCUUCAGAAAUUGCAUUUUAAUGCAAAAUCUGUUUUCCUAGGAACUUUCUAAAUUUAUCAGAGCAGUAUUGUAAAUAUGUCCCUGAUUUUGCCCCCCCCCCCCUCCUCAUUAUUUUUGACUUUGUCCAUGUGUUUUUGUUCAUAGACAUUGAGAGAUAUGGAUAGAGAAUAAGAAAAUUGCUAUAUGUUAAUUUCUGACAUUAAAACUAUGAAAUGUGUUCUAUGAGAAUGGAGAAAGAACAUGGAUGAUACUUUCAUAAAAGU